UGUGUAUGAUGUUUUACUUUCUUACUUUCAAUAUAUAUGUUAUAUAAAACCAGUUUCGUUGGUAUGAUAUAUAAGGUAUAUAAAAGAAGAUGUGGUAUGAUUACCAAUGAGACAACUGCCCACAAGAGACCAAAAUAAGCUAAUGGUAAAAAGAAUGAAACACUGCGAAGUGCAGUGAGUGUGUUAUAUAACAGCAUGGACACAGACACAUUUGAACUGAGAUACAACACAGUUAUCAACACCAAGAGUGAUACUUCGAUUUUUGUCUUUUGUAUAAAUAUUUGAAAUAUUGAUAUACAUCGGUAAGAUUAUGGAAGAUCAUGUUUUCUGCAAACGUCACCCUGCAAGACAUAUAGAAUAUUUUUGCAAUAUACACGAAAAACCUUUAUGUUAUGAGUGUAAGCAGGAUGGACACAUUUCGUGCAAAGACACAUCAAAUAUUUCUGUAGCCGUUUCUGAUGUUAAAAAUAGAAAUAUAUACGAAGAUACCACACACUUACUUCAAUAUCAUCUUAAUCAGCUGAACUUUAUACCAGCAAGGGUUGCCAGCAACCUCUUAAAACUCGAAAGGGAGAAAGUCGUUUUUAAGAAUACGUUAACAUUCUAUAGAAGGAAGGUUGAAAAGCAUCUUGAUGAUAUGGAGGCCAGUAUACUAAAAAAAUAUCAGAACAUUUAUGACGAGCAAUGCUUAAAUCUGAAGAAACAACAGAAUUUUUAUACAGUACAAAUAGAGCAACUGGAACAUGAUUUAUACGAGCUUGAAAAUAUGUCUGGACUAACAGAGAUUGAAUCUUUCUUGACAAUUAAACGUAUUGCUGGUGGUGCUAGUGAAUUGUUGAAUCCAGACGCCGUUAGUGAAAUUUCUAUUGACUUUACUAUGGCCAAGGAAAUGUUAACAUUCCAAAACAUCUCUUCACUUGGAACUAUAGAUAUACAAAAAAAACUACCAAUAGAGGCAAAUAGACCACCACUUUUAGCAGACGAUACCACUGUUUCUCUUGAAAUAAAACCUUGUUUUGAAUUUUUGAAGAAACUAGACAUUCAAACAGGAAAAGAUGAAUUAGAAAUAAUUGAUAUAAAAGAGUUGGAUGAAGGCGUUUUUAUCAUGACAAACCGAUUAUCUGAAAAUAUCAUCGUGCAUGAUAUGAACAAAAACACUACCAGAGAACUGUCAAUAGGAGACUAUCCCGAUAGCAUCGCUGUUAUCGACAAAAUGGUGGUAGCGGUAACACAGGGACGAAGAAAUGUUAUGAUCGUCGGCGUUGUUACAGGGAGAGUUCUCAACUGUAUUGAUAUGGACGAUGAUAUAGAAGGUUUGACCACUGUUGCAGCUAAACUAAUCGUCAAUUGUAAAACCAAAGGGCUCCAGAUACUUAAUAUAGAUGGAAAUCUUAUUGAUUCUAUUCCGCAUAUAACUGGUCGACUGUAUUUGUGUGCUGUUAGUUCAGGCGAGAUCGUGUGUGCGGAUCAAGUCAACAACAGAUUAACCUGUGUAAGAUUAGACGGAGAGAUUGUUUUUUCUUUAUCUGACCGAAAUCUUAUAUCCCCAUAUGGCAUUACUGUAGACAAGCAUGGUGAUAUAUUUGUGGUAGGAAUAGAUUCCAGCAAUAUAUACAGAGUGAGUUCUGAUGGAAAAGACAAAUGCAAAAUAAUGACGUCAAAGAACGGGUUACAACGCCCGUUUGUUAUACUCUUUUUAAAAGAUGGAAGAUUGCUAGUUUCUAACAAAAAUGGUCGAGAUGUUGAACUUUACCAGCAAAGAAGAGUACUCGUGCAAUAACAUUGAUUCAAUAAAAACGUGUAUUUAGUAAGGACCAUUGCAAGCCCGGAAUACACCACGGAUGUAUAUCAUGUGUACGGGAUUCGAGAAAUAGAUAUGCAACAGUUAUACAUGUAGACGUACAGCUAUAUGAGACUAUACAUAAGUAGACAGCGACUGAUAAUGGUUUUAGUAAAUUCCAAGAAUCAAGACAAUUGAGUUGACAUGAAUGAAAACAACUGUAUAUUACAUAGUGUCUACAACAUUAAAACCCAGCUCGCACCUUACUGCAAAGCCAA
This is a messenger RNA of Mytilus trossulus (common blue mussel), 2058 nucleotides long. RefSeq lists its product as uncharacterized. Lineage: Eukaryota; Metazoa; Mollusca; Bivalvia; Mytilida; Mytilidae. Gene Ontology annotation, molecular function: protein binding; zinc ion binding. Bases 311 to 1780 code for a protein of 489 amino acids. The record is from RefSeq and is a predicted model, not a curated record. The transcript has 2 exons.